GAGAGUAAAUUAAAGAACUUGGUUGGUGGGUCAAUUUAAUACUAAGUAUAAAUCUGGGUUGAGGCAAAAUAUUAUAUAUAGUUUUUUUUUAGGUACAGAAAAUAUUAUAUAUAGUUACUCAACUAGCUACUCAUAUAAUAAAAGGUCAGCAUAUUGAGGACAGGUCAAGAGUAAGACAAGUUACUCAACUCAAAGAGGAGCUGUGCUUCGAAGCCCAACAUCUUCUUCUUCUUCUCUCCUAUAGGCAGCUGCAGGAAUGGCUUCAGAUUCUCAAGUUUAUCAUUUCGAUGAGGUGGCCAAGCACAACCACAAGAAAGAUUGCUGGAUCAUAAUCUCUGGAAAGGUUUAUGAUGUCACCCCUUUUUUGGAGGAUCACCCUGGGGGCGAUGAAGUGUUGCUAUUAGCAGUCGAGAAAGAUGCAACAGAUGAUUUUAAUGAUGUGGGCCACAGUGAUUCUGCGAAGGAGCAGAUGGAAAAUUUUUAUGUAGGCAAGGUUGACACAUCCACCAUACCAGAACAGCCAAAUUACAAGCUUCCUGCUCAAACAACUCCUCCAUCUGGGCAAUCUUCUGGAUUUGUGGUAAAGCUUUUACAGUUUCUGCUGCCCUUGUUGAUCUUGGGGGCUGCAUUUGCUCUGCAAUACUACGGGAAGAAGAAGUAGUUCAAUCAUCCAUCCGUAUGGAACUUUAAACUGAGACGUAGACAUUCUAUCACUCAAGUGGUAAUAAUGGAAUUUAAGUUAUUACUUUUCUUUUUUGAAUAUGUUGUACUGCCCUUUUUACAUAUCUGUAUUUCUUGUGUGUGCUUGGAAUUUAUCGACUUGCCAAAGCAUUGCUUCAUCCUAUUGCGGUGACCUUUGUAAAAGCAUUUACCUCUUCACCUUUAAUUUAGUUGUUUCCUAUACUUUGAUUAAACAAAUAGAUCUUAGGUGUGGUCAUUUGGGUUAAUGGAAUAAUUUGCCUCA
This is a messenger RNA of Prunus mume (Japanese apricot), 964 nucleotides long. RefSeq names its product cytochrome b5. Lineage: Eukaryota; Viridiplantae; Streptophyta; Magnoliopsida; Rosales; Rosaceae. The record is from RefSeq and is a predicted model, not a curated record. Gene Ontology annotation, molecular function: heme binding. Gene Ontology annotation, cellular component: intracellular membrane-bounded organelle; membrane.